AUGUAUACAAUGAAAGUUGAACAACUUGAAAAUGAACUUAAAUUAUAUAAAGAAGGUCGUCAUACAAAUCAAAGCAAUUCUCAUGAUAAUCCAGAUAUGAUUAAUUUAAUUCAAGAAGAAAAUCGACGUUUAAAAGCAGAAAAUAAUGUUUUACAAAAAAAACUUUCCGAGUUAUCAACGAAAACUGUCGAAUCAAUAUCAACAGCAAGUUCAAGUAAUGAAUCAUUUCAAAAAGAAGAUGUGGAAGUAGAAUGUGAUGAUAAUCGUAGUGAAGGUGGUCUUGUUCAUGUUGUCUCAACGAAAUCAACCAAUGGUGAAACAAAAUUAUUUGAUUCUAAUAGUAUUCGUCUUGAAACUGAACAAGAAGAGAAACGUCUUCUUCAAGAACAAUUUCGUCAAUUAGAAAUAUCAUUCAAGGAAACAAAUACAAAACUUAUGAAACAAAUUGAAAAUUUAAAAGAAAAACUCGAUGAAAAACAAAAUACAUGUUUACAAUUACAACAUGAUUAUGAAAAACGUAUUCAAGAUACUAUUACUGAUAAUAGUAAUAUAAAAACAACAAAUGAAUUACAAAUUGAUGUACUUAAAUCAGAAAUAAAACGACUUCAAGAUGAAAUUCAAACAAUAACAAAAACAAAAGAUGAUGAAAUAAGUAAUUAUAAAAAACGUGUUCAUGAACUACAAAUAACUAUUGAUCAAUUAGAAUCACAGAUUGGCACAGUAGCUGCUGAACAAAAUCAACAAUUACGCACUACUAAUGCUGAAUAUCAACGAAUUCUUGCAGAUAAAGAAUUGUUGCUUAAUCAAACGAUUAUUGAUCGUGAUUUGUUACAGACAGAAACUGAGCAAUCAAAAGAAGCCUAUGAAACACUGUUACAAACCGUUCAAAUACUUGAAGAACAAGUAACAAAUACAACACGCGAUUCUGAAUCUCAUCAACGCUUAGCUGAACAGCGUAAAACUAUCAUUGAUGAAAUGGCUGCAAAUAGUUUACAAGCUGAAGAAAAAGCUAAAUUAACUUUACAAAAUCAAAAAGAGAAAUAUCAAGCAGAAAUUGAACGACUUGAAAAAGAAAAUAAUGAAUUCAAGAUCAAAGAUCGAACAUUGAAACAAUAUCAAUCACGUUUUAUAGAAUUAGAAAAUCGUAUUAAAUCCGAUGAAGAACAUAAACAAGUUUUAACAAGUCGUUUAGAAAAAUUACAAGUAGAAAUAAAUGAACUUAAACAAAAUUUUGAAAAACAAUUCGACGAACAAAAAAUACAAUAUGAAAAACAACUAGAUGAUGAAAGACAAAAACAUCAUGAAAAUUUUCAAAAUUUAACCGAAAUUCUUAGCACAAAAGCUCAUAUAAUUGAAGAAUUAAAUGCUCAAAUCGAUGUUUUCAAACAAGAAACAUCGACAUUUAUUGAUGAAAAACGAGCACAUGAACGAAAAGGAGCUACAUUGAUGAAAGAUUUACAAAAACAAUUAAAUGCCGAAAAAAAGAAAAAUGAGCGAAUGCAAGAAAAAUUGACAGAGUUACUUUCAGGCGAUAAAGCUGCACUUGAUGAUCUAUUUUAUAUACCUAAAACAGAUGGAAGCCGACAAGGUGAUACAGCAUCAGUUUCAUCAUUUAGUGGAAUAGGAUAUAUGGAUCGAGGUUCAGUAACAUCAACUCAAAUGAGUACAACUGCAUUAGAACAAGAAAAUAAAGAUUUAAUACAAAAAUUAGCACGAACACAAGAAGAACGUUCUAUACUUGAAGAAAAAGUUCGACAUUUAGAAUCUUCAAAUUCUGCAAUGGCUAAUGAUCUUAUUCAACAUUAUUCAAACGAUAAACGUGGAUCAGUUUCCAGUGUAAAUACUCGUUAUUCAACUCCACCAUCUCGCCGUCGACAAAAUGCUUCAACAGAACGACAAUCAACUACAACAUUAAACUUUCGUCAUAUGUUGGAAAGUUUGAGUGGCAAUAAACAUCAAUCAACAAAUGAUGAUACUAUUAAAAAUUUACAGCGUUUAUUAGAAGAAACUCUAACAAAAAAUAUGCAUCUACAAAAAGAUUUAGAAGCUAUGUCGUUACAAUUACAAAAACAAUCAUCAUCUAAUCAAUAA
Rotaria sp. Silwood1 is the source of this 2091-nucleotide messenger RNA. The record is from the annotation of a GenBank genome assembly. Lineage: Eukaryota; Metazoa; Rotifera; Eurotatoria; Philodinida; Philodinidae.